Messenger RNA from Puccinia triticina, 417 nucleotides. RefSeq lists its product as uncharacterized. Gene Ontology annotation, biological process: protein phosphorylation. The coding region runs from base 1 to 417 and encodes 138 amino acids. The transcript is spliced from 2 exons. The record is from RefSeq and is a predicted model, not a curated record. Lineage: Eukaryota; Fungi; Basidiomycota; Pucciniomycetes; Pucciniales; Pucciniaceae. Gene Ontology annotation, molecular function: protein serine/threonine kinase activity; ATP binding.
AUGUCUUUAUUUACAAACUUGAUCUUGACGUCUAUUACCACUACAUCCGAUCUCAAAUGUAUUGCAAAGGAUUUACGUACUGUGCAAGCCUUUCCAAUGUAUCCAGAUCCUCAAAACUUGGGCCAACCAUUCCAAAAUUAUCCAUUAACAGAAGCUGAAGCAAUUUCAAAUUUUGAAGAUGAACCCAAGAAGAUCUACUUUUUUGAAGAAUACAUUCCCGGAAAAUGGGAGACAUUUUUGGCUCCAGAAACUUUUAAGACUAACCUGAACGAUUACUCGCCGGCAAUCGAUCAUUCAAUGGAGGCCUUCCAGCAUUGGACAUACAACCACACACAUGGACAACUCACCUUUACAAACCUAAAGGGUGUUGUCCCACUUAUGAGCAAGCCCAAAAUAGUGGACUUGAACCCAGCGUAA